Haemonchus placei is the source of this 1338-nucleotide messenger RNA. The record is from the annotation of a GenBank genome assembly. Lineage: Eukaryota; Metazoa; Nematoda; Chromadorea; Rhabditida; Trichostrongylidae.
AUGGCUUCAGAUGAGCAAUCUCCAGGCGUGGUUUUGUCGAGAAUUGCGUCCAUAGAAGGAAAGAUCAGACAUAUAUGCGACUUGAUACCUAUCUCGACUUGGGGUUUCACAGCUGAAGUCCACAAAAAGCUGCGAGAAAGAAAACACAGGAUUGUGAAUCAACAGCUCACAAUCAAAGAAAAGCAGAAGCUAACGAAAAACAAAAAGCAGCAAGUUGCACGAAGUGUGGGUGGCAUUUGUAACAAGGUUUCCGAAGUCAUUGAUUUACUCUCUACUUCUCAUGGAAGGGACACUAAGGUUAAGAAGUCAGUUGAUCCCUCAACUCAACCCAAGUUAGAGGACCGGAAAAAGCAAACAGAGAAGGAAGAAAAGAUGAGGAAAGUACCGUCAGAGCCACAAACUAGCGCCACUGAAAAUUUGGUCAACGAGAAAAGUUCGGUUCCCAAGGAAGGGUUACCCUCUGGUGACGAUUCUUCUGAUGACGAAAGCACCGAGCACCAUGUCGAAUGUGUACCUGUUGUGAAAUCGAAAAAGCGACCUUCUACUCAGCCUACUGCGGUGGAGCCGAAGAAACCUAAGUUCGAUGUGAAGCCAGUUCAAUGCGGAACAAAAGAUCAAGCCUUGGACAUUAUGGAACAACGCGAGCAGGCGAUCCGUAAAUUGCAGGAGAAACUCAAGGCAAUGAGAGAGACUCGUCAGGGUAAGAAGAAAGCAGGGGGUGAUCCGUCUAAGGCGUUAAUGUUCGAGAAAGAACGAAAACUGAAGCGGCGUAUGAGUAAGAUGAAAUUGAAGAGUCGAAAGUCUCAACAGAAACUAAGCAAAACCGAUGGAUCUAAACAGGAAUUGCGAAAGGCGAAGAUGGAAGAAGAUCUAUCUAAAGAAGAUGGCUCAGCAGUCACCUUUUCCAAGUUCGAUUUCCUUGUUAAAAAUAACAAGAAAAAGCGGUUGAGCACAUCGGAGAAGAAGCAGAAAUUCACAGGAAAAGACUAUAAAUCGCUCAUCAACAAGGUUGAGAAGAGAGAAGAAAAACUGGAAAAACUCAGAGAGAAGGAACCUGAGAAAGCUGCUGAGCUCGAACAUGAUAUCAAAUGGAAACGCGCUCUGAGCAAAGCACAGGGAAUCAAAAUGAAGGACAACAUGGAGCUGCUGAAGAAAGGUAUGAAGCGUAAAGAGAAAAUGAAGGAGAAGCGGAAAGAAAACUGGUCGAAUAGGAGGUCAAAUGUUGAGAAGGAAAAGGCAAAGAGACAAGAAAAACGUGAAGAAAACAUCGGGAAACGAAUAAAUGAUAAGAAGAAAAGGAAAUUGCAGACAAUGAGGAAGAAGGGAAGAGUUUUAUAA